GGAGGAGGAGGAGGUGGUGGGGGGGAGGGGGAAAUGGCGAUGGGGAACAGUGAGGUGGUGAAGGUGGCGGAGUGUGGGUGCUGCGGCAUGUGGGAAGAGUGCACGGUGGAGUAUAUUGGGCGGGUGAAGGAGCGCUUCGGUGGCGUGUGGGUGUGCGGGCUGUGCGCGGAGGCGAUCAAGGAUGAGCAGGCCAGGCUGGGGGUCGGCGUCGAGGCGGCGCUGCUGGUGCAUGCCAAGUUCAGGCAGAACGCCACCGUCGACCCGUCGGUGCGCAUCGCUCGCUCGCUUCUCCAGUUCUUGAAGAAGAUGAUCUCUUCGCCCGCUGCCUCUCCUGGAAAGCUAUGACGUGCAUGGCCGUCUCCCUUCGUCUUCUCACUGUAAACUUCUGAGGUAGCUAACUCGUGCAGUACUGACUGCGGUUAGGUGUAGAUGUUGCCGCCAUGCUUCCAAUAAAUGGUUGGUGCAUUGGCUCUUCAGCAAAACAAUUCUGCAACUGGUAAGCCAUCUCUUCCAUGCA
Molecule: messenger RNA, 517 nt
Organism: Musa acuminata AAA Group (dessert banana)
Lineage: Eukaryota; Viridiplantae; Streptophyta; Magnoliopsida; Zingiberales; Musaceae
Exons: 1
Coding region: 34-345 (103 amino acids)
Source: RefSeq, a predicted model, not a curated record